AUGGUGUCGAUGGCGCGUCCGCUGCUCGCCGACCCAGAUUUCGUCAACAAGGCGCGAGAUGGCACGAGAUCGCACGAGGCGCCGCUCAACCUGGCGGUGGUCGGCGCCGGUCCGGCUGGCCUCGCUUGCGCCACGGUGGCCGCAGAGCGUGGCCACAAGGUCACGCUCUUUGACCGCUCGCCGUCCAUCGGCGGCCAGUUCAACCUCGCCAAGCAGGUGCCCGGCAAGGAGGAGUUCUACGAGACCCUGCGGUACUUUACGCACAAGCUGGCCGCCCUCCCUACCAUCUCGCUGCAGCUGGCGACGGAGGCGGACGCAUCGACGCUCGCGGGCUACGACCGGGUCGUCCUCGCGACGGGCGUCGUCCCCCGCUCGCUCUCGCUCCCCGGAUGGGAUCACCCAAAGGUGGCGCCGUAUGUCGACGUGCUGCAGCGGCGGGCCGCCGUCGGCGAGCGCGUUGCCAUCGUCGGCGCCGGAGGCAUCGGGUUCGACGUUGCAGAGUUUCUGAUGCACCGGGCAGACGAGGCGGCGGCGGCGGCGGCCGACGCGCUGACCGCGCCGUCGCUGCCGCAGACGGAGCAGUUCCUCGCUGAGUGGGGCAUCGACCCCGAUGCAAUGGCGACGCGCGGCGGGCUGCUUGAGGCGGUAGCAGGAGGCGGCGGCGGAGGCGGCGGCAGUGGCG
Messenger RNA from Emiliania huxleyi CCMP1516, 682 nucleotides. RefSeq lists its product as hypothetical. NCBI's taxonomy places the organism in Eukaryota, Haptophyta, Isochrysidales, Noelaerhabdaceae. The record is from RefSeq and is a predicted model, not a curated record. Gene Ontology annotation, molecular function: 2,4-dienoyl-CoA reductase (NADPH) activity. The annotation marks the transcript as partial. The transcript is spliced from 6 exons.